AGUCAUACAACGCGACUUGGUGUGUUUGGUCCAGGAGCUGUGAAAAUAUACAGGACCUAAGAUUCUGUUAACCAACAGGAGAAAAGAAAAUGAAUAUAGUAAUUCUUCUGUUUUCUUUGUGCAUCUUCGAGUGUAAUGGAGACAAUUUCUUUGGGAACACGGACACGAGAGAAAACUGGAUAGCGAGACUUUACAAGGACAAACUUCAGAAUUACAGCAAGGCCUCGAGACCUAUCCUUGAUCCAAGCCACAACACGACUGUCCACUUGGGAAUGGCUUUGAACAAAGUUAAUGUGGAUGACCAUGCCCAGACUUUAUCUAUCAACGCCUGGUCUAUCAUGUCAUGGCGUGACGAACAUCUCCGAUGGGAUCCGAAGGAAUAUAUGAACAUUGACCGAAUGCAUUUUGAUGAGCAGGAUAUAUGGGUGCCAGACAUCAAGGUGUUCAAUACAGACGAAUCCUCCGAUGUUCACCCCUUCGGCGAAGUCCCAAUACUCGUUGACAAUGACGGCAGGACGUACUGGUUCCCCCCAACGCACAUCCGGGUUCCUUGUGACCUGGACCUGUCCUCAUGGCCGAGCGAUGAGCAUGAGUGUGUCAUCAGGAUGGGGUCCUGGACACAUCGCGGGGAACAGCUUGACACGCAGCUCUUGGAGCAUAAUGGGACAGCUGUUUCUCUUGACGUGUACGAGAAGAACAAUCGUUGGGAGUUGGUGAAAGUAGAAGGCAAGAGGCAAGAAAUAACACUAGGUGACGAGGACACUUAUUACGAAAUUGAUUUCCACUUCACUCUGAAGAGAAGAGCUCGUACCCAGGCCAUUUACAUCACACAGUCCACUCUGGCCAUGGUUGUGGUAGUGCUGGCGUCAUAUUGCCUGCCUCUCCGCCUCUAUUACACCCGGAUCGUCAUGCACCUGAUUUCUCUCGCUGUCCUGAUUGGCUGUUUCUUCACCCUCUUUGCUACGCUGCCAGCCAAUGGGGGCCCGGUCCCACUUAUAGGUACGUGA
This is a messenger RNA of Penaeus indicus, 1007 nucleotides long. Its product is annotated as neuronal acetylcholine receptor subunit alpha-10-like. The transcript has 7 exons. Bases 90 to 1007 code for a protein of 305 amino acids. The record is from RefSeq and is a predicted model, not a curated record. Gene Ontology annotation, molecular function: transmitter-gated monoatomic ion channel activity involved in regulation of postsynaptic membrane potential; excitatory extracellular ligand-gated monoatomic ion channel activity; transmembrane signaling receptor activity. Gene Ontology annotation, cellular component: synapse; plasma membrane; neuron projection. Gene Ontology annotation, biological process: nervous system process; chemical synaptic transmission; monoatomic ion transmembrane transport. Lineage: Eukaryota; Metazoa; Arthropoda; Malacostraca; Decapoda; Penaeidae.